This is a messenger RNA of Metarhizium album ARSEF 1941, 372 nucleotides long. RefSeq lists its product as uncharacterized. The transcript is spliced from 2 exons. The coding region runs from base 1 to 372 and encodes 123 amino acids. The record is from RefSeq and is a predicted model, not a curated record. Lineage: Eukaryota; Fungi; Ascomycota; Sordariomycetes; Hypocreales; Clavicipitaceae.
AUGCAGCUCCUCAUACUGCUCAUGUCACUCUUCGCCCUGGCCACCGCACAGUUCGACUUCUUCGAACACUUGUUCGGCGGGCACAACGCCCACGAGCACCAGCAGCAGCAGCAGCAGCAGCAGCAGCAACAGAACAACCCCAGCGACGCGGGACUCUACGUGUCACGGUACGAACAAUCCCACUGCGACAAAUACCUCUGCCCCGACACCCUCGCCUGCGUGCACUUCCCGCACCACUGCCCCUGCCCCUGGGCGGCCAACGAGGACAAGUUUGAGCUGGGCGAGGGGACGAGGGUGUGCAUCUCAAAGGGGGGGUUCAAGGCCGGCGAGGCGGCGAGAAAGAUCGAACUUGCGCGCAAGGGAUGGCUAUGA